GGGGGGGGGGUUGCUCCAAUGCGUAAGGUUAGUUGUGUACUGGCAGCUCCACACUGUCAAGUCGGUCGACUUUUCCGUCUUUCCACCCUACCGUAGUCACAUGGAAGCGACCGGCUGGCGGGCCUCAACAUUUUGUACCGAAGCUCGCCUUUCUCCAUUCUCUAAAUAAAUCAGCUCACACACGAACCACUCUUCGCUUCAACCCUCGGCACUGGUGCUUUCACCCGGCAAGAGUCAAGGACAUGGCAAAAAUCGACGAGAUUGUGGCCGAAGUGCCACCAUAUGCCCAAUGGAUUCUCGCUGGCAUUGGAGCCCUCUACAUGGGCGGCAAGGUCCUCAACUACAUCCGCUUCUUCUUUAGUGUUUUCGUGCUGAGCGGCACUAAUCUCCGCAAAUAUGGCAAGAAGGGCACAUGGGCUGUCGUUACUGGUGCAUCCGAUGGACUCGGCAAGGAGUUCGCGACACAGCUAGCCUCCAAGGGUUUCAACCUCGUCCUCGUCUCCCGAACCCAGUCCAAGCUCGAGACACUCGCUCAAGAGCUCGAAUCCAAGUUCAGUGGCCUUCGGACCAAGGUCUUGGCCAUGGACUUCAGCGCCGACAACGACGACGAUUACGAGUCCCUCAGAAAGCUGGUCGACGGUCUGGAAAUUGGCAUUCUUAUCAACAAUGUCGGACAGUCGCACAGCAUCCCUACGCCAUUCUUGCUCACGGAGAAGAAGGAACUGCAGGACAUUGUCACAAUCAACUGCUUGGGCACGUUGAAGGUCACGCAGGUCGUCGCCCCUGGCAUGGCAUCUCGCAAGCGUGGUCUUAUCCUCACCAUGGGGUCUUUUGGUGGUUGGGCCCCCUCGCCCUACCUCGCGACCUACUCUGGCUCCAAGGCGUUCCUCCAGCAAUGGUCAUCUGCGCUGGCGGCCGAGCUGAGGCCCAGCAAGGUCGACGUUCAGCUCUGCCUUUCAUACCUGGUGACUACUGCCAUGUCCAAGGUGCGCCGCCCGAGCCUGCUCAUCCCUAACCCCAAGCAGUUCGUUGGUGCUGCUCUGGGCAAGGUCAACAGUGGAGGGUGGCAGUUCAUGCCCAAUACCUAUACACCUUGGUGGAGCCAUGCCCUCAUGGGUUGGGCCGCUGAGACGUUCUUGGGCACCGGCAGCACACUUCUGAGAUGGUUCCAACUGAGGAUGCACGUUGACAUCCGCGACCGAGCUCUGCGCAAGGCCGCCAGAGAAGCCAAGAAGCAGUAAUCGCAGCUUUCGAAGAACGUGUUGUGUGUGCGCAUAUGUGCAUGUACAUAUAUGUGUGUACACACAUAUAU
This is a messenger RNA of Truncatella angustata, 1312 nucleotides long. RefSeq names its product short chain dehydrogenase. The coding region runs from base 243 to 1241 and encodes 332 amino acids. The transcript is spliced from 2 exons. Gene Ontology annotation, molecular function: ketoreductase activity. Gene Ontology annotation, biological process: fatty acid elongation. Lineage: Eukaryota; Fungi; Ascomycota; Sordariomycetes; Amphisphaeriales; Sporocadaceae. The record is from RefSeq and is a predicted model, not a curated record. Gene Ontology annotation, cellular component: endoplasmic reticulum.